AUGUUGAAUAUUGGGAAACGUCGAUUGGUUUUCGGAUACGGCAUAGUUAGCUUCAAAUCGUUUGUUGGUUGUGCUAUGGAUUGGUGUGAUGGUAUUGAAUGGGGAAGUCUCACAUAUUCAACCGCAAAAAUGCACAACAAACUCCUCUUAACAACCUUCGUCCUCCUCCCCACCAUCUACGCAGCUCCAGCACCUGCCUCAGAUACAGAAAAUUAUUCUCCCAACUAUUCUCCUCCAUCCAUCUCCAUCCCAUCCCUUCCCUUUCCCCCCACUCCAAGUGUUCCAGCCACCGGAGGAAAUGGUGGCGGCGCUCUUGCGGGACUAGGUAGUCUUGGAGGCCUUUUGGGUGGACUUCUUGGUGGACUUGGACUUGGUGGUGGUGGCGGAGGGGCUUCUGCUCCCGCUCCUUCUGUGCCAGUUCCUGCUGCGCCAAGUGUACCAUCGUUGCCUACUAGUAGCUAUAUUCCUGUGCCUGUUCCUCAAGCUUCGGCUACGCUUCCAGCUUUUGGUGAUGGUAGUGGAGGUGGAUUGUCGAUUGGUGGUGCUGCUUCGGCUUCGGCUACACUUCCGGCUGUAUCUGCCACGCUUCCAGAUGUUGGAGGUGGCUCAGGAUCGGGCUCGGGAUAUAAUGGUGGUGGAAAUGGAGGAAGUGGAUCUGGCGUAUCUGCUUCGGUUCCAGGCGGUCCUGGUAUUUCGGUCGGUGUGGGAACUUCAGAUGGAGUCACUGCUACGCUACCUGGUGUUACCGUUUCUGUAACUCAACCUGGCGGACCAGCCCUUCCUACUUCUGUAGAUGGUGGCUCAGGUGGUUCUGCUGGUUCUGUUUCUGCUGAUUGUCCGGCUAAAGAUAUGUCGACGUAUUCAUUGGUGAUUGCGACAACCAUUCCUCAAACAACUACUAUCGUCUCGCAUUUCACCGUUGCAAUUGUUCAAACUAUUUCCACAAACAUUGUGCAGGCUGUUUAUCAAACUAUUACCGUCCCUACUACAGUGUUGAAGACUAUUCAAAGCACUGGAACUACUACAAUUGUUGCCACUUCAAUCAGUACUAGUCUUCAAACCUCUCUCACUGCUAUUUGUCAAGGUGGUGGUAUACCUGCAGCCCCAACUUUUCCAGGUGGAUCCAGUGCCAAUGGUGCUGCGAGCUCAAGUGCACCAGGUGCUACUGUCAGUGUCGGACUACCAGGUGGUGGAAGUGGAGGCAGUGGGAGUGGAGGGAGUGGAGAUGGAGGAAAUGGUGGUGGAUAUUACUCAAGAAUCUGA
Messenger RNA from Sclerotinia sclerotiorum 1980 UF-70, 1263 nucleotides. RefSeq lists its product with no specific name. The transcript has 3 exons. The record is from RefSeq and is a predicted model, not a curated record. Lineage: Eukaryota; Fungi; Ascomycota; Leotiomycetes; Helotiales; Sclerotiniaceae. The coding region runs from base 1 to 1263 and encodes 420 amino acids.